AUAAAUCCAUCAUUUCAGUAGUUUACCGCAAUUCAGAUUCAUUUGUAUAUUUAUUUUCCCUAAAAGAAUAACCAUUUAAUAAGAUCGAAAGUCAUACUCACUGUUCGAAACUAUUUGAUCUAAGGUCUUUCAUCCUAUCCUCAAAUUAUGAUGAUGUCCAUUGUGAAUGUAGCUUUCUAUCAACAUGGCCUUGGAGCAGAAAUAGCGCUAGGUUUAUUUGUUGUUUUAUGCCGAAGAAACUCGGGACAUGUCCAAAAGCAGUAGAGGCUCGAGAAAGGCGAGCUGAGAAAAAACGAGAAGAGCGUGCACAAGUAAUAAAAAAGGCCGAAGAUGAGUACUGGAAAGAUGAUGACAAACUUUUAAGUAGGAAGCAACAGAGAAAAGAAGAAAAAGAUUCAAAGCGUCAAGAACUAUUGGAAAAAAAGAAGGAGAAAGAAAGGUUAUAUAACGAGGAACUUGCAUCAAUCAAGUCGGCCAAAUCAACUGCAAAUAAAGAGCAGCCAUCAAAGCUGACACAAGCCCAAAUUGCUGCUGCUCGUGAGAAGUUGGAAAGUCAGCUGUCAGCUCUGAACAAAACUUCCCAGAAAGCUGAGCCUGAAGAACUCAUUGUGAAUCCUAACCGAAUUGAGACGGAGGGUUUGGAAGCACGAACUGUUGAGGAAGCUAUAUCUAUUCUGAGGGGAUCGUUCAUUUACAGGCUGAUCUUACACUUUCAUUGUAUCCAUGAGGUUCAGAUGCACUAAUGUGGAUCGUUUUUUAGUUGGAACCGGUGUCAAACUUUAUCUAGGGAUAUACUGCAUAGUUCUUUAUGUUAGGUAUUAUUAAUUGUACUCACAUAGUAAGUGUGGGUCACCAGCUGCUAAUUGAUGAAAAAUUUAUCUGAAAUCUUUAUUUAUGUGUAGUUCGCUUUUCACAGUUUACGAUUAUCACCUGGAGGAGUGGCUAAACGUUUAUUGGUUAACGCUGCAUUUUGUGCAGUUGUAGCUUUCAUUAUCUUCUUUCUAGAUUUGGUUAUCAUAGUCUACCAUAACCAGUCUCUCAGUCAUAAACUAAGGUAGCUGAAUUCCAAAGCUGUGUGACUAAAUCAUACAAAAUAGGGAUCACAAUCCGUUGUUUCGACUACCCACUCUUGAUGAUUGUUUUUAAUGUUUGUUUUCUACACUCCGUUUAUCGCUUAUAUUUAGGUGUGCAAUAUCACUUCACUCUUAUUUAAAUCUCAUUAUUCUGAAUUUGCAGUAGCUUGGUUCGCUCAGGUACUUCUUUUGUUUACAUUGUAACCAGACAUCCGACAAAGUCCUUGAAUGUGGUGCAGAAGCAUCGGGAGUUAUACUUGAUUAGAGCGUGACUGACUGAGUUUCAACUCUGCACAGAUGUGCAGCAGUUCAAGCUAAAACACUCAAUGUAGCAUAAAAAGGUAGAAAAAAAGAGGAAAAGUAGGGUAAACGUAAUCAUAAUCAGCAGAAAUGUAAUGGAGAAGGAUAGAAACAUAGAAAACCAUCGCGGUUUAGUGGAUGUGUGGAAUCACAUAGAGUAAAUGCGUCUCCGCCAUUGAUAACGAUUUUGAGCUAUAUCGUCAGCAGUCGCCAGCCGUUACUUCUUAGCAUCCUGAAGACCCGAAUCACACAGUCUACAACUCCCUACUUGGCUCAAACCAACUAUUAAAGACUUCAUGGACAGAUGACACUUUUAAGUAUAAACACCCCUAUUAAUCCUGCAUAGUCCUAUGUCAGCUAACAUUGCUUGUUGGGAAAGGCAAUGACUCGGGAUGCGCAACGUAUCCUAGUUAUCUCAAUCAUUGUAGCUUCACAACCUCGUCGACUGACUAAUCCUCAUUUCGUAACACUACGCCUAAUCUCAAUAAUACUUGUCCUGUUGUACGGCUUAACACGGGAGGUCUGUGGUCAAAGACAACCAGCCUUUUCUUAUCUUCCUUUUAGUGGCAAUGUUUCACAGACAUAAAUGAGG
Molecule: messenger RNA, 1965 nt
Organism: Trichobilharzia szidati
Lineage: Eukaryota; Metazoa; Platyhelminthes; Trematoda; Strigeidida; Schistosomatidae
Source: the annotation of a GenBank genome assembly